AUGCUUUUAACAACUUUAGUCGUUGUGCUUUCUUUGCAAGACGUUGGGUUAAGUUUGAAGGGCGAUGGUGCGUCCCGAUCAGUGCCAAUGGACUGCGUAAAGGCCAGUGAGCAGUGUCUGAGAGAGUACAGCUGCAGCACCAAGUACCGGACCAUGAGGCAGUGCGUGGCGGGCAGAGAGAGCAACUUCAGCGCGGUGACUGGCCCCGAGGCUCAGGGCGAGUGUCGCAGCGCCAUCGAAGCCAUGAAGCAGAGCCCGCUGUACAGAUGCCGGUGCAGGCGAGGCAUGAAGAAAGAGAAGAACUGCCUCCGGAUCUUUUGGAGCAUAUUUCAGAGUCUGCAAGGUAACGACUUGCUGGAGUAUUCCCCAUAUGAGCCUGUGAACAGCCGCCUCUCUGACAUCUUUCGCCUGGCCCCUAUUAUCGCAGCUGAGCCUCCCUCCGCGAAGGAAAACAACUGCCUGAGCGCAGCCAAAGCGUGUAACCUGAAUGAUACGUGUAAGAAGUACCGCUCGGCGUACAUCAACCCCUGUACCAGCAGAGUCUCCGCGUCCGAGGUCUGCAAUAAGCGAAAAUGCCACAAGGCCCUGCGCCACUUCUUUGACAAGGUGCCCACCAAAUACAGCUAUGGCAUGCUGUUCUGCUCGUGUCCAGCAGGGGAUCAGACGGCGUGUGCAGAGCGUCGCAGGCAGACCAUUGUGCCUGUGUGUUCUUAUGAGGACAAGGACAAGCCCAACUGUCUGUCCCUCCAGAACACCUGCAAGGCCAACUACAUCUGCAGGUCCAGAUUAGCAGAUUUCCUGAGCAACUGCCAGCCCGAGCCACGUUCCAUCUCCGGCUGUUUGAGAGAAAACUACGCAGACUGCCUCCUGUCCUACUCUGGCCUCAUCGGUACAGUGAUGACACCCAAUUACGUGCGCUCCCAGGGGAUCAGCCUGUCACCCUGGUGCGACUGCAGCAGCAGCGGCAACAACAAACCCGACUGUGACAGAUUCAGCCAGUUCUUUUCAGACAAUCGCUGCCUCCGUAAUGCCAUCCAGGCAUUUGGUAAUGGCACAGAUGUGGGAGUGUGGCAGCCUCAGCCCCCCAUUGAGCCCACAGAGCCAGGCCUGACCCGGACCAGGACCAGAGACCACAACAGUAACUCUCUGGACACGCUAACGGACAUGAGCAGACUGGACCUCAACGCAGACGCCUCCUUCAACACCUGUGGCAUGCAGGCUCAGAAACUGGUGUCUAAUCUCUCCGUGGACACUUCUCUUUGUGAGAACCACCCUCUCGAUGAAUCCAGCUCAAAUGCCAUAGCUCGCAGUGGCUCACGUGGACCUCUGACUUCACAUCCAGUCACUCUCCUCCUGGCCAUUCUCUUUUCUUUCUCAUCAUCAGUGAAGCUUUAUGAAGAAUUCAGACUUUGGUAG
Molecule: messenger RNA, 1416 nt
Organism: Boleophthalmus pectinirostris (great blue-spotted mudskipper)
Lineage: Eukaryota; Metazoa; Chordata; Actinopteri; Gobiiformes; Gobiidae
Gene: gfra1b
Product: gdnf family receptor alpha 1b
Exons: 10
Coding region: 1-1416 (471 amino acids)
Biological process (GO): nervous system development
Cellular component (GO): signaling receptor complex; external side of plasma membrane
Molecular function (GO): signaling receptor activity
Source: RefSeq, a predicted model, not a curated record